AUGGAUGAGUAUUUUGCCAAACUGGAAGCUGAGCAGUUUCCUCCGAUCAGAAACUCGGAACUGAGUGACGUCGACCUAUACCGAUACGACUCGGCCUGGGAGAAGGAUCCUCUUGUGGCCCUAAACGAUUUCUACCGUCUGGACAAGGUUCUCACCAGAGACCUCCUUUUCUUCUUGUCCAAAAGACGUUCUGAUGAACGGCAAGGCUGGGAAAGAAUCAUAGCUCCGUCGCCAGACACUAUCGUGGUUGACUUGCGCCAACCUGAGGACUUCGAGCAGUUCAGUCUGCCCGGAUCUGUGAACUUCCCGCUUAUUCAGUCAGACACUCCGAGCCCCUUCUCAGAUCCAAAGGUGUUGGCAUCGCUUUGGCGGGAGCUUGAGGCCAAGCUUAGCUCUGAGAACGAAGACAUCUGCUCUCAGCUCCGGAACAAGCUUUCACUCAUCAUUUGCUAUGAUGGAGACUCUGCCCGCGUUGCCACCAGUGUUCUACGCGCGAAGGGAUACGCCGCAGACAGUAUGAACGGCGGGAUUCGGGCCAUGCGCAAGGUGGCCUUGCAGUUGGAGGAUCCCUGCGGGGUGCCCAACUUUCCAGCUCAUCAUGGGCAGUCUGUGGGGUCUGUUUCCCACUAG
Colletotrichum fioriniae is the source of this 630-nucleotide messenger RNA. Lineage: Eukaryota; Fungi; Ascomycota; Sordariomycetes; Glomerellales; Glomerellaceae. The record is from RefSeq and is a predicted model, not a curated record.